UUUUGAUCGGGCCCCGUUGGGGGCCGUGAGGGGCGGCCAUGGAGGCGAGGCGGCUGCGGGUGCAGGAGCUGCGGGACGAGCUGGGCCGCCGCGGGCUGGACACGCGCGGGCUCAAGGCCGAGCUGGCCGAUCGGCUGCAAGCGGUGCUGGACAGCGAAGGGACUCGGCUGGGGGACGCGGCGGGCGCUGAGGGCCGGUAUGGCCUCGACAACCACAGCCACGAGUCCCAGGGGGGCUACCAGGACCCGCAGGGUGGCUACCAGGAGCCCCAGGGUGGCUACCAGAACCAGCAGGGUCAGCAAGGCCACGAGCCCCAGGGCUACCAGCCCUAUGAGGGUCAGGAGCCCGAGGCUGAGCCGGGCUACGAGAGGAGAGCCCUGGAGCAGGAGCCUCCAGGGCUGCCCCCAGAGCUGAAGCCGCCGGACUCGCAGCCUGACUCGCAGCCCCCACCCCCCGCCCCCCCCCCAAAUUACCCCGUGCCCCCUCCCCCCACCUUCCCCACCCCCCCCUACGGCCUGCCGCCCCCUCCCCCCGCCUUCCCCCCCCCUCCGGGGGGCUACGGGGCGCCCCCCCCCCCCCCCUCGGGCUACCCCCCUGCCCCCAACUACAGCGCCCCCCCCCCAAAUUACAGCGCUCCUCCACCCAAUUACAACGCCCCUCCCCCCAAUUAUAACACCCCUCCCCCUAAUUACAGCGCCCCUCCCCCACCUAAUUACAGCGCCCCCCCCAAUUACUCGGCGCCCCCCCCCGCCUUCCCCACCCCCCCUCCUUACGCCGCCCCUCCCCCCGCCGGGGGUGGGGGCGGGUUUGGGGGGGGUCCCGACCCCGCCCCGCCCCCCCCGAGCCGGAAGCGGCCGUUCGAGGAGCAGCGGGGGAGGGGCUACUAUGAGCACCGCCAGGAGAAGAGGGCUCGCUCCCCGCAGCCACCAGCCGAGGAGGAGGAGGAGGAUUUCGACGACUCCCUGGUGGCCGUGGACACCUAUAACUGUGACCUGCACUUCAAGGUGGCACGGGACAGGUACAGCGGGUACCCCCUGACCAUCGAGGGGUUCGCCUACCUGUGGUCAGGGGCCAGGGCCACCUACGGGGCACGGCACGGCCGGGUCUGCUUCGAGAUGAAGGUGCUGGAGGAGAUCUCGGUGACACACCUGCCGUCCUCAGAGCCCGACCCCCACGUGGUGCGGGUGGGCUGGUCCUUGGAUUCGUGCAGCACCCAGCUGGGGGAGGAGCCCUUCUCCUAUGGCUACGGCGGCACCGGGCGCAAAUCCACCGACGCCAAAUUCCAGAGCUACGGAGAGACCUUCGGGGAGAGCGACGUCAUCGCCUGCCUGGCGGAUUUCGAGGCGGGCGCCGAGGUGGAGCUGUCGUUCCAGAAGAACGGCCGCUGGCUGGGCGUGGCGUUCCGCGUGCCGCGCGCGGCGCUGGCUGGCCGGCCGCUCUUCCCGCACGUGCUGGUCAAGAACUGCGCCGUGGAGUUCAACUUCGGCCAACGGCCCGAGCCCUUCUGGCCACUGCCCGCCGGCUUCACGUUCAUCCAGCACCUGCCCCUGGGACAGAGACUGAGGGGCACACAGGGGCCAAAGAGCAAGGCUGAGUGCGAGAUCCUGAUGAUGGUGGGGCUGCCGGCGGCAGGAAAGACGACGUGGGCAGUGAAACACGCGGCUGCCAACCCCGGCAAGAGAUACAACAUCCUGGGGACCAACGCCAUCAUGGACAAGAUGAGGGUGAUGGGGCUCAGGAGGCAGCGGAACUAUGCUGGGCGCUGGGACGUGCUGAUCCAACAGGCCACACAGUGCCUGAACCGCCUGAUCCAGAUCGCAGCCAGGAAACGCCGCAACUACAUCCUGGACCAGACCAACGUGUAUGGCUCUGCGCAGCGCAGGAAGAUGCGGCCCUUCGAGGGCUUCCAGCGCAAAGCCAUCGUCAUCUGCCCCACGGACCAGGAGCUGCGCGAGCGCACGGUGAAGCGCACCGACGAGGAGGGCAAGGACGUGCCCGACCACGCCGUGCUCGAGAUGAAGGCCAACUUCACGCUGCCGGAGGCGGGCGAGUUCCUGGACGCGGUGCAGUUUGUGGAGCUGCAGCGGGACGAGGCGGCGGCGCUGGUGCGCCGCUAUAACGAGGAGGGCCGGAGCGCGGCCGCGGUGACCGCGCUGAGCGCCCCGGAGCGGCGGCCGGACGCGGCCGGAGCGCGGCCCCAGCCCUUCCGCGGCCGCCCCGCCGGAGCCUUCCCCGGGCGCGGCGCCGGACGCGGCUUCCAGGGGCAGCGCGCCUUCCGCGGGGCCGGCAGCGGCUCCGGGUUCCCCCGGGGGGGUUUUCCCCCUCCUCGCUGGGGCGGCGCUCCUCCCCCACCCCGUGACGCCCCUCCCCCUCCCUCGGGGCGGGGCCGCCCCCCCGCCCCUCCCCCUGCCCUGCCCCUUCCCCCCCCUCCCCCGCAGCCCCCCGGGGGGAGCCCCCCCAGCGCCGCCCCUCCUCCGCCCGCAGCUGCCUACGGACAGGGACAGCAGAGCUACGGGCAGAGCUUCGCCCCUCCCCCCCCCGCGUGGUUCGGAGCGGGGGGAGGGGCCGGGGGCUUCCCCCCUCCCCAGCCCCUCCCCCACCCCGGGCAGGGGCUCGGAUACCAGCAGUACCAGUUCCCCCCGAGCUGGCAGCAGUUCUACCCCCAGGGCCCCCCCUGGCCCCCCUUCCUGGGCUCCUUCGACUCCGGCGCCUCCCAGGGCGGCACCAGCGCCCAGUGACCCCAAACCCCCCAAAAAUACCCCAAAAAAGCC
Oenanthe melanoleuca is the source of this 2771-nucleotide messenger RNA. RefSeq names its product heterogeneous nuclear ribonucleoprotein U like 1 (gene HNRNPUL1). NCBI's taxonomy places the organism in Eukaryota, Metazoa, Chordata, Aves, Passeriformes, Muscicapidae. The record is from RefSeq and is a predicted model, not a curated record. Gene Ontology annotation, molecular function: protein binding.